This is a messenger RNA of Aethina tumida (small hive beetle), 914 nucleotides long. RefSeq names its product histidine protein methyltransferase 1 homolog. The coding region runs from base 64 to 912 and encodes 282 amino acids. The record is from RefSeq and is a predicted model, not a curated record. The transcript is spliced from 3 exons. NCBI's taxonomy places the organism in Eukaryota, Metazoa, Arthropoda, Insecta, Coleoptera, Nitidulidae. Gene Ontology annotation, molecular function: protein-L-histidine N-tele-methyltransferase activity. Gene Ontology annotation, biological process: peptidyl-histidine methylation, to form tele-methylhistidine.
GCAUGUCAGAAAAGUAUGGUUAUGUUUGUUUUUGAAAUUCCAAUUUAAUUUAAAUUUUCAAAAAUGUUUAAAUUUAAUUUUAAUCAGGACAUAUCGGAAGAAAACGAUAGAAAUGUAACAAAUUCUGAAAGCACCACCAUUCAAUGGAACAAGAGCAGACAAAUCCUGCCUGGACAUUUAGAACCAAUAAACACAAUAAUAAACUCCAACAAAAGCAACACAAUUAUAUUUAACAACAUCGAAAUUGAAUAUUUAGCAUCCACUGAUGUGUUGAGAUAUUUACAAAACAAACAGGAGAACUUUUCUGUGAUCAGUGCAGAACAAAAUCACUCUGAUCUUAUUACAGCAAUAUACGAAGGGGGGUUAAAAAUAUGGGAGUGUACAUAUGACUUAUUGGAUUAUAUAAGUAGUGAAAAGUUGGAGUUUGAAGGCAAAAAUGUAUUAGAUUUAGGCUGUGGUUCUGGAAUAGUUGGACUUGUUACAUUUUUGCAGGGAUCUGAAUGUUGCUUGCAAGAUUAUAAUGAAGAAGUGUUAAGGUACAUAACUAUCCCAAACAUAUUUUUAAAUGCACACAGAUUCAAUAGAGAUGUGAAUAAAGUAAAGUUUUAUUCUGGAGAUUGGAAUUCCUUUGUAGACCUAUUAGCAUUGUCUGAAGAUGAAAAAUUCGACUACAUUUUCACCAGUGAAACAAUUUACAACCCUGACAGCUAUCCAAAAUUAAUAAAUGUAUUUAAGAACCUUUUGAAACCAACUGGGACUAUUUAUUUGGCCGCAAAAUCGCAUUAUUUUGGCGUAGGAGGAGGAAUAUCAUCAUUUCAAGAAGCUCUGGAUAGUGAACAAUUUAUUUACAACACCUGCUGGCACUGUGAUAAAGGAGUGAAAAGGGAAAUUUUGGAAAUAAAAUUGCAAUGAAA